UGCUGGUGCCAGUUGACUUCCCCAGCUGGCAGGCAGCGACUGAGGCAAAGAAGCAGGCAGGCGGGAGCCAUGCUGCAGUUCUUGCUUGGUUUUACUCUUGGCAAUGUGGUUGGGAUGUAUGUGGCUCAGAACUAUGAUAUUCCUAACAUUGCAAAGAAGCUUGAAGAUUUUAAGAAGGAUGUGGAAGCUAAGAAGAAACCUCCCAGUGACAAGUCCUAAGAGAGUGGUGUCAGCCAGGUCACCUCUAUGCACGCGUGAAGGAUGCAGUUUACUUUUCAGGCAACAAAGAUCAAGUAGAGAGUUGGCAUGGGAGGUUCCUCCAUUUUUAGUCUCCUAAAACUGGAAUGCCCUUCUUUGGAAAGAGCAAUCAUGAACUUUUCCUGGGACUGAUUUUCAGGGGUUUCAGAAUUUGGAUUUGCGGUUCAUAUGUGACUGCAUAGUAAGAUCAUUUGUAUUUUGUUAUUACUUUUCCUAAUAUUUUGUACCCCGUUUUUACCUGAUCCAACUGGAGUCCUCUUUGUCCUGUAACUAUGCGUCCCUCACACUUUGUAAUACCUUAGUUCUUAGAACACUGCAAAAGAAAUUAAAUGUAUCAAGAAGUGGCUUUCAGGGCUUUUUGUCAUUUGUUGUGGGCAGCCAUAUUUCACUGUCCUUAAGAUACUCAUUUGACACGGGAAAGUUCGUUUGUCAAACUGUGAAUCUGAGGAGAAGGUGAGAGCUCCUGCUUUUUCAUUGUUAAGUGAUCUCUUCCAGUAGUGCAGACUUUGCACGAACAUGGCUAAUGUCAAAAAGUAUAAAAGACUAUCAACUUCAAGAUUCUGUUCCUGGAGGUGUUCAAGAAAUAUGUGGACAUGACACUUCAGGACAUAGUUUAAUGGCUGCGGUGGUCUUAGGUCAAGGGUUGGACUUGAUGAUCUUAAAGGUCUCUUCCAACCAAAACAAUUCUAUAAUUCAACCUAUGUUUCAAAUUCAUUGUUUCUCCUACUGUGGUUUCUUCUUCUCUCUUUGGCUUGGUUGUCUGAAGAUGCCUCUGGAGUGAUGGGAAAGUGUAAUCUGGGCAUGUGGUCAGCAGUUACCUUGUGAAACUAAACCAUCGACUUUAUGUGCUUAAUGGUCCAGUUGGUGCAGUUGUUUUAGGUGUGCUUUUUUUUAUUGCCUCUUGGACUAGAGCACAGUAUUUCUCCUUGUGCAUGGUCUUCAGCCCAUUGCUUUUGCAUUUGAUUCAGGUGACUAUUGUGUAUUUUCUUAGCAUUAGAACCAUUUAUUCGCUCUCCCUCUU
This is a messenger RNA of Indicator indicator, 1279 nucleotides long. It is a transcript of the gene STMP1, whose product is annotated as short transmembrane mitochondrial protein 1. The transcript is spliced from 3 exons. The record is from RefSeq and is a predicted model, not a curated record. NCBI's taxonomy places the organism in Eukaryota, Metazoa, Chordata, Aves, Piciformes, Indicatoridae. The coding region runs from base 70 to 219 and encodes 49 amino acids.